CUCAUUUCUGGCUUUCAGUCACAGCCACAAGUCCACUCAACUUUCUCUCUGUAAAAUCAAAAUAUUGAAAGAAAAAAAGAAGAAAAAGAAGAUUUGUCAUAGAAAAAAAAAAAGAAAACAAACCCAGAAAUAAUCAGUCAAUAUAUAUGGUACCUAUAAAUCAAAGUUUGAAUUUUGAUGAUCAAAAUCAUCAUCAACCUCAAUUUGAAAUGUCUGGUUUACCAGCUGAACUUGGUGGCGGUGGUGGUGGUGGUUCAAUUUCUACAGCAACAGCAGCAGAGUCUUAUGAAGAUUCAUUAAGGAAAAUUAGAAAACCUUAUACAAUUACUAAAUCUAGAGAGAGUUGGACUGAACAAGAACAUGAUAAGUUCUUUGAAGCACUUCAACUUUUUGAUCGUGAUUGGAAGAAAAUUGAAGCAUUUGUUGGAACAAAGACAGUAAUCCAGAUACGGAGUCACGCACAGAAGUAUUUCCAAAAGGUUCAGAAGAACGGAACUAGUGAACAUUUACCACCUCCAAGGCCAAAGAGAAAAGCAGUUCAUCCAUACCCACAAAAAGCAGCUAAAAAUGUUCCGAUGCUACCACAAACUACAGGGGUGUGCCAAACAUCUUCAAAUUUGUUAGAAUCGAGAUCUGUUGUAAGGCCAGAUCCAUCGUCGCUGCUUAAAACAGGACCUGCAGUGUCUUCGUGGCCUCAGUUAUCCAAUGAUGAUACAGAAUCUGCAAGGCCUAUAGCAUCAAAUAAUUGUUACAGUAGCAGCAAUAACACUCCAAGUUCAUACCCAACUCGUGAAACUACGGGUCAAGCGAAUCAUGGCCCCCCGUUGCGAGCUAUACCAGAUUUUGCCCAAGUCUACAGCUUCAUUGGCAGUGUAUUUGACCCUAACACAAGUAAUCACCUGGAGAAGCUCAAGGAGAUGAAUCCAAUUGACGUGGAUACAGUGUUGUUAUUAAUGAGGAACCUGUCUAUGAAUCUAUCCAGUCCUGAUUUUGAAGAUCAAAGGAGAUUGCUUUCAUCUUAUGAUGUCGACUCCUGUAAGGCUCCACAAGAAAAUGAAGUGCCGUUCAUGAAUCCUGAUGAGUCAAAGAAUCCAAGAGGUAGAUAGGUAAAGAGGGGGACUUGGAGAUAAAGAGGGGUUAAGUUCUUGCAGUGACCUGCAGAGUGACAGAACUAUGCUAACCAACAAUGCUGCUACGGAGAGAAGUUCUCACAGUGACCUGCAGAGGGAUGCAACCAUAAGCACUUGCCAAGUGCUUGUCAUAUGUAUGAGAUCGCAUCAAUUGUAACUAAAAAGGCUAGCGUAUCGCUCAUUAUUGCGGAUCUGGUUUUGUAUUGUAAUUGUACCUGUUCGACUUGAUACAGGUCAAUUAGUGUUAGUUAUUCGCCAACAUAUUUAGCAAGGUCUAUUAUAAUCAUCCUGCAUCAGAUAUGUGAAACAAUAUUUCUAUGUCUGGUGACAACCGAAAACAAUUUUGUUUUUCA
Papaver somniferum (opium poppy) is the source of this 1483-nucleotide messenger RNA. Its product is annotated as protein REVEILLE 6-like. The record is from RefSeq and is a predicted model, not a curated record. Gene Ontology annotation, molecular function: DNA binding. Bases 147 to 1106 code for a protein of 319 amino acids. The transcript is spliced from 8 exons. NCBI's taxonomy places the organism in Eukaryota, Viridiplantae, Streptophyta, Magnoliopsida, Ranunculales, Papaveraceae.